AUGAAGUCACGAUCGCCCAUUCGCCGGUAAGCACGAUUUCUUUUCUAGAAUUGCAUUUAGCUGGGGAGGUCCGCCGAAUAAGCGUAAACGUGGUUCCAACUUUGAUGACCUGAAAGCACCAAGAUGGGAUCUAGAGAGUUUGCCUCGGUUCGAGAAGGUGUUUUACAGGGAGCUGCCGUCCGUGUCAAGCAGACCACAGGAAGAGAUUGACAACUUUCGUGCCGAAAAUAGAAUGACUCUGUCUGGAAGAGACAUCCCACGCCCCAUUUUCAACUUUAACGAUCUUGAGUUGCCGCCGUAUAUAGCUGGCGCAUUUCAGCGCGCCGGUUGGGCCAAUCCCACACCCAUACAAUCUCAGGGUUGGCCUAUGGUUCUCAGCGGCCGAGACGUGGUGGGUAUCGCCCAGACUGGUUCUGGAAAGACUGCGUGUUAUCUGGUGCCUGCGAUUAUCCAUAUUCUUGCUCAGCCGCGACUCCUUAGGGACGACGGACCUAUCUGUCUGGUUCUCGUCCCUACGCGCGAGUUGGCACAGCAGGUCAUUACAGUCGCUGAAGAGUUUAGCGCUCCGGCUCGUUUACGGACCGUUUGCCUCUAUGGUGGCGCAUCAAAAGGCCCUCAACAAAGAGCCCUCACCCACGGUGCAGAGAUUUGCGUCGCUACCCCAGGACGCUUAAUAGAUUUCCUGAAAGGAAACGCGUAAGUCAAACCGGUUGCGUAAUGGAAACUUUAGCACCAACUUGAGGCGUUGCACCUACCUGGUUUUGGAUGAAGCAGAUAGAAUGCUUGAUAUGGGCUUUGAGCCGCAGAUCCGGAAAAUUGUGGAACAGGUCCGCCCAGACAGACAGACUGUGAUGUGGUCUGCGACGUGGCCCAAAGAAGUUCAGGCAUUGGCCCGCAGCUUUCUAAAAGACUAUAUCCAAGUUAAUAUUGGCUCCACAUCGCUGCAUGCAAACCCUAACAUUACCCAAGUCGUUGAUGUCAUGGAUGAAUACGACAAGGAAAGUAGGCUAUGUGAACUUAUUCAGUCAUUCCACGGCCUGCGAUGUCUGGUAUUUGCGGAGACGAAAAAGAGGACGGACCAGGUUGCCUACUUUCUCAGACGUCGAGGGUUUCGGGUCGCCGCUAUGCACGGUGACAAGGCGCAGCGAGAAAGGGACGCGACUCUAUCAGGUAACUACGCUUCCUAAGUUACUCUGUCAGCUUUCCGAAGUGCAAAAAUUACCGUAUUGGUCGCCACCGAUGUUGCCUCACGUGGACUGGGUAUGCUAUUUUAAUUUGCUUAUGCGUCACAGAUAUCGAUGACAUUGAGUAUGUAGUUAACUACGACUUCCCGAAUCAGACGGAAGAUUACAUCCACCGAAUUGGUCGAACAGCUCGAAGUAACAAGAAAGGAACAGCAUUUACAUUCUUUACACGGAAAAAUGCAAAACAAGCUGCAGAUCUGGUCGAGAUAUUGGAGGAGGCUAACCAGGAAGUAAACCCUCAACUUCUGCGAAUGGCUGGUGGUCAUAGCCGCUUCUCAAAACGGGGGCGAAACGGUAAGUACCUGUGCUACUUGCCCCAGUUAGUACUUGUGCUUAGUGUGUCCUAGUUCCGUAAAUUACUACUGAUGUUCCGCCAGCCGGCUCUUUUGGCAUGCCGUUCUAGUUCCCAAACGGCUUUUUCUUCGUCUCUGGUUGCUGUCGCGACCCCAGUGAGUGGCAGAUCACUGCAUUAACGUAGUCUUGAUUUUCUUGCUAACAAGUAAUGAUUUGCCUGGUUGCUCCCGCCUGGUGUGACGUUUGGACUAGAGGCUCUUGCUCCCUAGAACUCGAGUGUGACUUUGGACCUAACUAGAAGCCACACGGUCCUGCGGCAGUCAGACGGACCGCACUGCAAUGUUGAAUGGACCUUACGACAUGUCUCUUGCUGCGCCCCGUCUCCUCCAGUAUGCGUGAACUGGACUUGCAAAUAGUACCGGACGUAGAAGUGGAAAUCAAAUAAGGCCUAAUCAUUGCGUACUCAUCACUAAAGAUAUGGCACCUACUUUGAUUGUCAAGGCCCACUGAAAGUGGUGGGUUUUAUGGCCACCAAUUGACUGGGUAAUUUGGCCUUUUGGACUUGUGUCCAGACUGCAAUUGCUCUUAAUUGUGGCCGUUAUGGGAACUGACAUAUAAACUAACCAAAUUCUUUUUGAACCGGUUCGUGUGUAUGUGGGAUUUGACAGGUGUGUGGCAUGCGUGGCGUGGGUUUUGCCAUGUCAGCCACUGCGCGCCUGUACAGUUUCACAUUUACCACUGGUGUGGGGAGAGAAAGUAUGGUGAGUGGUGCGACCGCUUUCCUUACUGUAAACUAAUUCAUCCAAGUCGCCUUUUCGUCUGUCUCUGGUGCGUCUAAUCGACGAGAAGGCGCGUCCACUUCCGCUUUUGAUCCACCACUGCCACUCCUUUUCGAAAUAGUAACUGUUAUGGCGAGCAAACGCAUUUACGCCUUGCACUUUCCUCAUGAUCAAUGGCGUUUUCUCUCUGUUGAUGUAGCCGGGCGGUCUGUCGAUGCCGUCUUAUUAUCCCGAUGCCCAGAAUCGGGUAUCGUAUCUGCCUUUCCUUUAUGGUCCUUUAGAUAGUUUUUGCGUACUUUUUGUUAUGCAGAAUGUCUCAACUUCAUUUUCUACAGAUUACCCAUCGAACCGCUUCAACCCCCGAAGCGGCCCACUUGGACGAUCAGAAGAUAGCCAUGAUUCACGCUUUAUGCAACAUAAUUCCCAAGGUGGGGCGCCAGUAGCACAUUUCAGUGGGCCUAUGGCUCUACCGCCCAGAAACGGGCCCUCUUACAGCGGUAACGCAGUUCACUCCAGCGUUCCCCAGACUUCUUAUAACGAGCCUCAUCGGGGCCCGGUAACUGAGUAUGGCUCUAAUUUGCCACCGACAGGGCCCCGCCCAGCCAUGGGAAGUGCUAUUCCCGUCCCUGAUCAUGCCGGCGAAAAGAGAAGCUUUUCGCAGUCUUCAGGCGCUGUUCCCAACGGGAACGCCUAUCCCCAACCUGCUAAGAUCAGUAAAACAGCUUGGGGUGAUGCCCCGGGGGCAGCGCCUUUCCAGAAUCCGCUGUCUGUCGAAAAAUCAGCUAUGACUUAUAGUGGCGCUGGGCAAAGUUCUGAUAGAGACUUCACUGCUACAAUCGGCGCUCCACCUUGGGGACAGACCUCCGUGCAGACGCAGCCGCCUCCGUCCAGUGUGAACGUGGCUCCGCAAGCGCCGCUUCCGUGGGCUUCUAAUCCUUCGUUUCCUGCUCCACAAGCGCCACCGGUGGCGGCCUCCGCACCCCUGCAGCUGACCGCACAGCCGAAUGUUCCUCAGGGCAAGUGGUCUAGUCAAGUGUUCCCACAGCCGUCGCCCGCGGCCAUGGCUCCUAAUUCCAACCAGUCCUUUGUGGGGGGACCAAGUGGGUCCGCUUUUUCCCCCCUGCCGCAAGUAAGCGGGUCCCAGGGCGGCCAGCCUGGAUUCGAUGUCAACUACCAGCAGUAUGUGGUUCAGCCACCACACAGCGGAUUUACGCCCCAGUCCUGGCCAACCAGGCCUGACUGGCCGCAGCAGUCAUACAAAGGCUAUUGA
This is a messenger RNA of Spirometra erinaceieuropaei, 3587 nucleotides long. Lineage: Eukaryota; Metazoa; Platyhelminthes; Cestoda; Diphyllobothriidea; Diphyllobothriidae. The record is from the annotation of a GenBank genome assembly.